UUCGCUGAGGACUUGGCCGCGUUCGCCACCUUCACCACGCUGACUCCGGUCGCUAGUCUGCGCUACGGCGACCCCCCCACCAGCAGCUCAAUGGUGGCGGGUGCGGCGUUUGACCGGGAUGACGAGUUCUUCGCCGUGGCGGGUGUCAGCAAGCGCAUCAAGAUUUACGAACGCGAGGCGGUCCUCCGCUCCCACAUCGGCGCCCACUACCCGGUCCUGGAGAUCUCCUCGCGCUCCCGGCUGAGCUCCGUAACCUGGAGCGGCUACAUCAAGGGCCACCUGGCCUCUGCGGACUACGAGGGGGUGGUGCAGCUGUGGGACGCCAACACGAACUCGGAGUUGAUGCAGUUCGAGGAGCACCGGAAGAGGGUGUGGAGCAUCGACUUUUCGCAGGCCGACCCCGCGCGCCUGCUCAGCGGCGGUGAUGAUGGCCUAAUCAAGCUAUGGUCGAUUCAGCAGGAGACAUCCACCACCACCAUUGACCUGCGCGCCAACGUCUGCAGUGUGCAGUUCAGCCCCACUAGCCCGCACCUGCUGGCGGCAGGCUGCGCCAACUACCGCAUCUUUCUGUACGACAUUCGCAACACGUCACGCGCGCUGCACAUCCUACCGGGCCACACGCGCGCCGUGUCGUACGUGCGCUUCCUAUCGCCCACACAGCUCGUAUCAGCGUCCACAGAUAACACGUUACGGCUGUGGCAACUAGAUCGCUUGGGAGCGGGCGUACCGGCGGCAUCGGCGGCUCCAGGCCCUGUAGAUGCCGCUGCGGGGAGCUGUGUGCAGGUGUUUCGGGGCCAUGCCAACGAGCGCAACUUCACCGGGCUGUCCGUAUCGGCGGAUGGCUACAUCUCCUGCGGCUCCGAAAACAACCGCGUGUUUUGCUACUACCAGAGUCUGCCAAUGCCGGUGACAUCUUACGACUUCUCCUCGCCAGACGCUGCCAGCGUUGGCAUAGGCUGCGUGGGGUCGGGGCAAUUUGUUUCUAGCGUGUGCUGGAGCCGGCGCAGUAACUUGCUACUGGCGGCCAACUCUGUGGGCCUUAUAAAGCUCUUCACGCUG
Volvox carteri f. nagariensis is the source of this 1059-nucleotide messenger RNA. RefSeq lists its product as uncharacterized. The annotation marks the transcript as partial. The record is from RefSeq and is a predicted model, not a curated record. The transcript is spliced from 3 exons. Gene Ontology annotation, molecular function: protein binding. Gene Ontology annotation, biological process: photomorphogenesis. NCBI's taxonomy places the organism in Eukaryota, Viridiplantae, Chlorophyta, Chlorophyceae, Chlamydomonadales, Volvocaceae.